UCCUGGUGCCUCCUCUGUGCUCCACUUCAUCUCCUGGAAGAUGCUGCUACUUUCUUGUCAGCAGUCUGGGCAGAGUCUUCUGAGGUCCUUCCUGAGCACCUGCGACUUCAGAUCCUCCGGCUCCUCUCUAAAGCUUUCCUGGUACCCGCAACUCCCAGAGUGCUCCGUAGCCAUAUUUCAUCGUGCCUAAGUCACUGUGUUGCAGCCAGCUGCUUAACUGGACAGCACAUCUGUCUAGACCAUCAGCCCCUGAGGGUGAGGCCCAGCAGGAGCCUCAGGACAGAGGGCAGCAGUUUGUGAGAACUGGCCAGGGCCACUGUGGUCCCUUGCCUGUGGCCUUCUUCUGCAGCCUCCGUCUGGGGGGAUGGGGCAGCUGAACCAUGUGCACCACUCUCUUCCUGCUCAGCACCUUGGCUAUGCUCUGGCGCCGCCGAUUUGCCAACCGGGUCCAACCAGACUCCAGCAGAGUGGAUGGGACUGUUAUGGGAAGCAGCAGGGACACAGACCUCCAGUCCUCGGGCAGGGAGAAGGAGCAUCUGAAAUAAUCCCUCCCCUCAUCAUUUGGGGCUCUGCUCCCGGAACUGGGAUCACCUGGCACAGGCAGCUCAAGUCCUGGUUCGGCCCCUAGCCAUGAAGGAUGCUGCGGGGUCAGAAGCAGCAGCAAGGGAGAGAUGGCAGAAGCAGUGAUGGAGAAGGCCUUUGACUCUUACUUUGAAGAAGCCUCAUGGAUGCAAGAUGUCUGCAGCAAUACUCAGCAUCACAUCUUUACUAUGUCCUAAAGCCAGAAGAGAAGCUACCGUAUUUAAAAGCAAUACUUUCCCAACUUGACCAGAAUUGCACUGCAAUUGAUGGAGGAAGAACAGCUUCCAGACGGCUCCUGAUAGUGCCCGUGUCCAGGUGUACUUCCUAUGAAAUUGCCAGUGCAACUGCUCCAAGUGUAAGCAGCCAUCUGUUUGGGAUUCCACCUAUCCUCCUUCAUGUUCUUAUUCAUAAAAUUAAAGAUUCCUUUCCUGAUUAAGAAGUCAA
Messenger RNA from Marmota flaviventris (yellow-bellied marmot), 1026 nucleotides. It is a transcript of the gene Prcd, whose product is annotated as photoreceptor disc component. Lineage: Eukaryota; Metazoa; Chordata; Mammalia; Rodentia; Sciuridae. Gene Ontology annotation, cellular component: photoreceptor outer segment membrane. Gene Ontology annotation, molecular function: opsin binding. The record is from RefSeq and is a predicted model, not a curated record.